Molecule: messenger RNA, 1029 nt
Organism: Anastrepha obliqua
Lineage: Eukaryota; Metazoa; Arthropoda; Insecta; Diptera; Tephritidae
Exons: 1
Coding region: 1-1029 (342 amino acids)
Biological process (GO): DNA integration
Molecular function (GO): nucleic acid binding
Source: RefSeq, a predicted model, not a curated record
AUGAUUACAUUAUCGUUAGAUUUUUCUAUAAAACCGAUUCAGCAGCCUUUGCGACGAAUACCUAUUGCACUUGAGGAAAAAUUUGAGCGUAAGAUAAACGAGGCGCUUGUACAAGAUAUUAUCCAAACGGUAGUUGGACCAAGUUCAUGGAUCUCCCCUAUUGUACCCUAUGUCUUUAAGGGGAAUGGCAAAAUGAGAUUGUGUGUUGAUAUGCGCAGAGCGAACCAUGCAGUGCUUAGGGAAAAUUAUCCGCUCCCCACUUUUGAGAGCGUCAUGACAAAAUUGAGAGAAGCCAAAAUAUUUUCGAGGCUCGAUUUGAAGUGGGCUUACCACCAGCUUGAACUGGACGAAGAAAGUAGAGAGAUUACCACAUUUAUUACACAUAAGGGGCUUUUCCGUUACAAGAGGCUAAUGUUUGGCAUAAAUUCAGCACCCGGCGAAUCAGCAAUGAAAAGUAGAAUAAGGGCCAAAGUUUGGUGGUCACUGGUCGAUAGAGAAGUAGAAGCGUACGUCUCACAAUCGAACAACCCUGAGCCCAUGAAAAGACAUGCCUCCCCAGAUGGCCCUUGGCAGUGUGUGGCCGCAGAUCUACUAGGCCCGCUGCCAAAUAGUGACUAUGUAUUCGUACUUAUUCUCUACUACUAUUCUCGUUAUCAGGAAGUCAAAUACUUGAGGAGAAUUACAUCGGAAAUAAUUAUAACGGUUUUGAAUGAAAUAUUUUGUCGAUUGGGCAUACCCAAAUCCAUUAGAGCGGACAUUGGCAGGCAAUUUGUCAGUGGCGAGUUUAGGAAUUUCUGUGACGACCAUAAUAUCACAUUGAUAACAACUCCACCAUAUUGGCCACAAGCCAAUGGGGAGGUGGAAAACAUGAACCGGUCAUUGGUAAAGCGCUUAAAAAUCGCCCAUAACAACCGGCGAGACUACGUAAAAGAGAUUCAAAACUUCCUUCUAAUGUACAAUGUGACCCCUCAUGGUACCACCGGUACACCACCGACUGAGCUAAUGUUCAACCGCGUCAUUCGCGAUUAA